CCUUCGGACGUCUCGCUGCAAUUUCGUCGCAAUAAUAAAUUAACAUUUAUUUCAAAAUUAUUCUAGAUCAUGAAAUUCCAUCUUUUCCUCAUUGUUUUAUCCGCUGCAAUUUUUGCCCAGGUUUUCGCCUCUCAAGGUAAAGUACAUAAGUAACAUAACGUUGUUUUAUUUUGUUUGUCAAGAAAGUCCACUAGUCUGUGAAUAAUUUUCAGAUCCAAGAAAUAUACAAGUGGUUGUAAAAUGAUGUUAUAAUUGCACUCUUGCUAACGGCUGCUUGUUUUACUUAUUAGUUUAAAUGUGAGUCGGUUUUCUUUGUUCUUUGUUGGGUUGUAUCUCCGAUACGUCCCCAGAAAACCAAGAAACUGGUUAUUACAGUGCUUAUUUUAAAUUCGCGGCUAUAUCUAUAUACAAAGCCAUGCCGCCAGGGUUGUAAGUACCCAUUCCAGCGGCUCGUUGCCUCAACUCACUCGAGUAGAGUACAUCGGAAGCACUUCGGCUGCUUCGCCAUGCAUGCAUCUCGACUUUUGAGCACAGUUUAAGGCAGCGAAAGCGGGAGGGACAAACUAGAAGAUAUCGAAAAAAACAGGAGUCGUUUUGUUGCAAUUUGCCUUCAGUACAAAUUGUGGGUAAAUAUUAAUUUGAUGCGCAUGCCUAUAAAAACUGUAACAGCGUUCACGGUAGCGACCUCCAUUUCCCAAGUAGGGCAACCGACGAGAUAUUUUCUUAUGGAAACAAUGAAAAUUACUUGUGAUUAAUCCUCUUAAGAUCAAAGCCAAAUAGCAUCUUAUUUGAGAGGCUAUUUCGUACUAGAUACAUAAGCCAGGCCAGCCCGUUGAACAGGCUGCCCCUUGGCCACAACAGAAGGGUUUAAAUUAACUUUAUUCUUUAAUUAACACAAGUUUGAGCUUGUCUAGACGGACUAUUCUUUUCAACUUUAAACUUACACUAAGGUAAAGCUACAGUAAAAUGUAAAAGGAACAAGUCAGCUGGAGGUUCAAAUAAACAUGUACUCUAACUCGUUUACACGACACUAGACGAAUUUGAAAUCUGGCCGAAAUCUGCACGGGAACCACGGAACCGUGCGAAUUUGAAGCGGUUCGGAAAAAUUACGAUAUGUCCGGAAAAACUUUUGUAUGUCCGGAAAAAUUAUAAGUCCGGAAAUUUUUUGUACGUCCGGAAAAAUUUUGCGACCUUCUAUUUAGUCGGCUCUACUAACUCAUAAUAACUUAGUUUACCACAACUUGUUAUAAUCUUUUGUCGUGUACUUAUACAUGCCUUUUAAAAUAAAAAAACAAAGGUCUAGUGUUGUUGGUGCUUAUACAAUCUUGGACAUAUAAUUGCAAAGUUAAUGCUCAUUGGCAAAACAAACUUUGUCAUCCCCUCCUCAGUUGAAUGUUGUUAACAACGCUGAAUUUGCCUUUUUCAAAUGUUCCUCAAAAAAACACAAUGCAAAAUUUGAGUCGACCGUACUUUAAAUUUGAACUUCACAAUCUCAAAAGACUGAUAUAAGUGGGUAUGAUAUAAUGAUUGCUUAAGAUUCUCCAAUAAAACGUACGUAUGUAUGUAUGAAAAAUUGAAAAAUGAAUUUUACCAUGACACUGGCCUGCUUCAGGCUACCAUGACACAAGCUAAGCUCAACAUUGAGUUGAGGGGGGUCUGAAUUUACCAUGACACAAGCUCAACAUUGAGUUGGGGCUCAAGAAGUGCAACAUGAUCCAACAUGGGUUUAUCAUAAUGGGUAUGCGAAUUUCGUAUAGAGGGAAAGGUAGUCUCAACUAACCAGUUAUAAUCACUUGUUGAUAAUCACUUGAUAUUCAUAAUUUAGUUGAUAUUACAACCUUGCCUUCACUUUUGACAGGUGAGGGAAGACAUAAACGAAGUUUCCAUUCUUACUUCGACAACUAUUUUGAUGUGAUUGCUGCGAGUACUUGCACUGCACUGGGCAGUGGCGUUUCUGGCUGGUAUUUCCCAAUACGUAGAAAAUGUGUAAACCCUGGCCCCAGUUGCCACCAAAUCUGUACUUCGGCCAAUAUCCAAAAACAGGCCAAAGCAAAGAUUGAUCCAAGCAGGUAACAAAUAUCUAACAAUUCCCAUAGCUCUAGGUUGUUGUGCUAUUUCAAAACAUUAUCGGUUACUUAGGAAUGAAUCCCUAGUGAAAAUAAUGCACCUAUCAUUGUUUUCCCCCUGAUGGGGGGGGGGGAGUGCGGGCGACCCAGGGGACUUUGACCACACUAUGAAGCCCCAGCAAGGGGAAUUUGACCAUGCAUCAACUCCCAGAGUCGGAAACUUUUGACAUCCGCCAUCUUGAAAGUUUGCGCGGCCUGGUAACAGGUCAUUGAAAGGCCUGGUAACAGGUAUGGCGGAAAUGCACGAUCAAGUUUCAUCGAAAAAAGGUAUUUUAUAGCCUUUUAUACACAGUGUCUCAAUUUUUACCAAGUUUAAACCAGUAUAGACUGUAUGUUCGCAUUGGAAAACAUAUGUGUGCCUUGUUAUCUUAGGAAUAUAGUGGGGAAUUUUGACGGCCGUUCCUUGCCCAACAGUGGGGAUUUUGACCAUGCAUCAACUCCCAGAGUCGGGAAAUUUUGACAUCCGCCAUCUUGAAAGUUUGCGCGGUUUUGACAUUGAAAGGCCUGGUAACAGGUAUGGCGGAAAUGCACGAUCAAGUUUCAUCGAAAAAGGUAUUUUAUAGCCUUUUAUACACAGUGUCUCAAUUUUUACCAAGUUUAAACGUUUUUACCAAGUAUGUUCGCAUUGGAAAACAUAUGUGUGCCUUGUUAUCUUAGGAAUAUAGUGGGGAAUUUCGACGGCCGUUCCUUGCCCAACAGUGGGGAUUUUGACCACAAAAUUUUAAAAAUGUCAAAAUUCCCCUGGGUUUACCACCACAGGGAAAACAUUGAUAGGUGCAUAAGUAUAAAGCCGAAGGUUUGUAUAAAUACUUUUCCGGGCCAGAUAUUUUUAUGGGUCAGAGUAUGAGAAAACAGAGAUUUUGCGGGUUUCUAUUGAAAGAAUUUAACUUUUAUUUAAGGAAUUGAUUGAUUAUCUGAAGUAUUCUUUGCACGUCCUCGGAAUUUUUAAUAGAUUAUGUAAUCUAAUGACGUCAUCGUUCCGUCAUCUUGAAUUCCGCCAUUUUUGGUUGAUGACGUCAUAAACACAAAACUAUGCUUUAGGUGCCAAAAGUUGCAUGUAUUUAUGCUGAUACGUUCUAAACUCAUAACUACUCCCCCCCCGUAUUGAAAGUAUUAUGAUGGAUACUACUCCAGAUACAUUAGAAUUUCCGCGCUGAUAUUUAUUAUGCUUUUAUAGGCCGUGGGAUGAGCAUCCAAAAGAUGCAAUUCCGUUGCACCCCUCGUGGAACUACGUAAUUUUCACAUGAAUAAAUAGAUAAAAACUUACUUUAUCAGAAUCCGUUGCUCCCCAAGUGAAACAGGUGCACAAUUGGGAGAAAAAUCCCUCCAAAGUUUGAUAUUUUCGCGCUUCGAAAUAUUCGAACCGCCAUUAUUUUGGUAGCAAAUACGCAUGCGCAACUCAGCCAAACUCGCACUGCGCACGCGCAGACUAUAAAAAUAGAUUCUCACUGGGGGGUUUCGCCGAUUUCCUCCGCAAAAACAACAAAAUAAAAUCACGGAAUACUGAUCAAACCUUGUAAUAUAAAUACACCCACAUUAAAUAUUGUUAAAAACACACUGUAUAUUUUGCUUGCUCAUAUGCUAAAUCACUUCAAUUCAUUGGCUAUUGUUUCAAAAUACCGUUUUAACGUUUAAUUCUACUUUAUAUUAACAUCCUAAUUCAAUACAAAUUUGUGUGAGGUAAAAAACCCACCUGUAUCAAACAGGACGGAGAAUAAAAAAUAUAUAUGCAUACAAUUCACACGAUCAAGGAACAAAUGAAAUAUUCUGCUAAACUUAAAGCCUUGGCCAAACGUAAGAAACAAUGUCGCGGAAAUAUUCGUGAUUUUUAAUUGGCUUUUAUUGCAGACGCAAAAUUUGCUUCCCAGAAAGCAAAUUAUUUCCUACCAAAUUCAGAAUUCAGAAGCAUUUUAUGAAACACUCUUUAUCCGUUUGCCGACGCUGAUAAGACAAUAUGACAUACCGAAAGAUUGGAAAGACAAAUAAUAUGACAACAGUGUUUCCCAGUCCGUACCGGGCUUUAAGGGAUAUUUAUAUAAACUCGAAAUUCAUCAUAAAAAAAGAUAAAUUGGGAGGAAAUAUAAAAUUCAUUAACAUUUACAAAACAUUAUAGCUAUCUAUAAUUGAAAGAAAUGUUUUCAUCUUUGAACCCAGGUUUUCAUCAGAGCAAUAAAAUCCCACUUAUUGGAUCCUGGCCAAGGGCUUGCAUGCUCAAAACGAGAUUGCAUGUAUUCUGCAAUAAGCUGUCCUGGCUUUUGUCUGGUAAAGUUCUACUUCUCCUGUUUGAACUAUUACAUGUAUUAUAUUUAUAUUGUGACAUAAGUUGGUAUUUAGCCACUAUCUAGAAUAACAAGGAACGAUUCAGCCUGGUUUUUCGUGUCCAUACUAGUUGACUUUUUCUUAUAGAUUUGCUGCUGUGAGUUUCAGCUCCUCCACCAGGGUGCAUUUUAGCUUCUCAGACAUGACCAUACUGUUAACCCUGUCCAUGAGAGGGAUAUAUGUGUUGAUAAUAUAAAUACUGUGUAUCCGAAUGAGAAUAUCGAAUAAGUAAAUAAAUACUGAUCUACUCCACUGAUAAUACCUACAUGCAUUACCAUCAUUGUUCACCACAAAUCAAUAAUAAUUCAUGAGCAAAUUAGCCAACCAUAUUGCUUUAUUUUGCUCACAUGAUAAUACAAGAUACUUUAUGAAGUAUAUUGAUCCUGUAG
Paramuricea clavata is the source of this 4834-nucleotide messenger RNA. NCBI's taxonomy places the organism in Eukaryota, Metazoa, Cnidaria, Anthozoa, Malacalcyonacea, Plexauridae. The record is from the annotation of a GenBank genome assembly.